AUGAGCAGCAACCAGGACGAGCCGCUCCGUCUCGCCGGGCAGGUCGACCUGCGCGAGGUCCUCGACGGCAGCAGCGCGUGCUUCCGGCUCCAGUUCUCCGAGGACGUCCGCGCUAAGGAGCUCAAGUGGGUCCUUUUCACCGACACGCGGCGCGGCGCCAUCGGGAAGCUCAUUUUUACGCUUGAAGCCAACCACUCUGCCCACAUCAAGGUCAUCGACAUCAACCAAAACUACCGCAACAUGGGCCUCUCUAAGCUACUCUUCCUCGCGACGACAGCGACGCUGCAAGCGCGCAACAUCACGGAGCUCGUGCUCGAGGCCGAAGAAGACACACGCCGGCAUAAGAAGCUCGUCGGCCUCUACGAGACGUGGGGCUUCACGGUCAAGCCCAACGCCAAGAUUCUCUUCCUGUACAACGACACGCAGAGUUUCCGGAAGGUGCCCAUGGCACUGCCGCUUCACGCCAAGGAGCCUAUCCCGCUCGAGUCCAUGGGUCCGCACUCGUUCUGCAUGAUCUCGCUGCGGACGAUGGACGGCGUCUUUGUCGUCGCGUCCGAAGACGGCAUGAUCGACACGACCACGGGCAAGUCCCGUGACGCCUUCUGGCAGACCAUGCUGCUCGGCUCGACCAACUCGACGCUCAAGGGCGGGACCAUCUCGCUACGCAGUGCGCACGGCAAGUUUCUCUGCGUCGAGCCCAUCGGCAACGUCCUCGCCGACCGCUUUGUCAACUCGACAUGGGAGACGUUUGACGUUCUCGCGCAUCCCACGUCAGGCGGCGUCGCGCUGCGCAGCUUCCACGGCAACUACCUCGGGCUCGACAGCGCUCGCGGCCUUACCAUCUCGGCCGAGCCUAUCGCGUGGGACGGCGACGCGAUCAGCAUGCUCACGUGCGACAAGACGCAGGCCACGCCGGUGCAUGCCAAGCUCCUGCGCAAGUACCAGACCAUGCGCUUUGCCCAAGCGCAGGCGGCCAUGUUUGCGGGGCUCCACCACGACGCGCUCUCGAUCGACGAUGCAUGCAAGGCGCUGCUCCGCCUCAACGGCGAGUCGGGUGCGGCAGCCACGAGUCAACUGUUGAAGCACAUGCUGUACGACGGCAACGCCAUUCGCGCCGAGGGUCAUCCCGAUUGGAUGCAACUGCUUGUGUUUUUGCGCGCCCUGGGCAUGCUCUUCCUGCUCUGGUCCGACGACCAAGACAGCGUCGUCUUGCGCGGUAUCUCGGCCACGCGGUGGCUCGACGAGACGUCAACGUGGGUCAUGGGCGUGCCGAUUCCCGACACGAUCGCGCACCCGAGUCUCAACGCACUCAAUGCCGACCACAAGACGCCAGCAGCCAAGUACGAAGCCGGCGCAGGGAUGGCCCAGGUCGUCAUGCCGUGGACACCGGAAGAGUAUUUGUUCCUUGUGCUUUCUGGGAACAAGACGCAGCUGCCGGACGAGGCGCUGCCGCUUCUGCGCUUCUUCUCGUGCCACGUGUGGCACCAACACGAUGCGUACGCCGACCUCGCGACGCCCGACGACCUGGACGUCCAAGACAUGCUGCGCGGCUUGCACUAUGGUCGGGUUCCACCGACGGCAUGCGACCUCGACGCUAUCGACGUUGACGCGGCAUUGCCCUACUAUCAGAGCCUCUGUGCCAAGUACUUGCCGCCCGUGCUUCAGUGGUAG
Messenger RNA from Saprolegnia diclina VS20, 1671 nucleotides. RefSeq lists its product as hypothetical. Lineage: Eukaryota; Oomycota; Saprolegniomycetes; Saprolegniales; Saprolegniaceae. The transcript is spliced from 5 exons. Gene Ontology annotation, cellular component: cytoplasm. Gene Ontology annotation, biological process: inositol catabolic process. Gene Ontology annotation, molecular function: inositol oxygenase activity; acyltransferase activity, transferring groups other than amino-acyl groups; iron ion binding. The record is from RefSeq and is a predicted model, not a curated record. The coding region runs from base 1 to 1671 and encodes 556 amino acids.